This is a messenger RNA of Symbiodinium necroappetens, 2283 nucleotides long. The record is from the annotation of a GenBank genome assembly. NCBI's taxonomy places the organism in Eukaryota, Dinophyceae, Suessiales, Symbiodiniaceae.
GUACACCUUCCCUUGUCCGAGCGGCCCGAAGUCAUGUUGAACGGGGCGAGCGUGACCACCUCCCUCCCCCCUUCCAUAGGGUCCGACGAGGAUCAUGAGGCGCAGGUGUGGUCUCCCACCUUUCUUUUGUUUGUGCCUGACGCCAUGCAUGAGGUUGUGCAGGUCACUCUCGAGGCCCCGUGUUCGGUUGACACAGCCCUCCAGUCCAUUGUUGAUGCCGCGAGUGCGGAGAGAUACCGCUUCUUCUCACGCCAUGUGGUGGUGGACCCACAACCAUCGCAACACUGGGGCGCUAUCUUGGCGCUUCCUGCUUGGACUGACGACGAACCCGUGGCCGUACUUGACCUCCUUCAUGUCGAUGGUCGGUGUUUUGCGACCUACUUGCCAAAUCCGUUCAACCGUACCCAAGCUCUCUAUGCAGCUCGCUUGCCGGUCGACUACCCUGUCGAGGUGUUCGCUUUUGGCUGGCAUACCCCGAUGCAACCGCGGGACCGUGUCGACAUGGUUGAAGGGGGCAAAAUCACUUUCCGUAGACCUGGUGCGAUGCAUGUGGUGCAAGGUCGAUACGGCGUCGUUCAUGAGGGCGGCUAUGGCUACUUCACUACCAUCGAUGGCAGUGAAAGUGAUGUUCUGCAAGGAGCCAGAGCCGCAAGCGGGCUAACAAGCGGCACUGUGCAUUACGCAGUCGGACAAUUGGAGGUUCAGGACGUCAUGUGCCAUGGACUGCCUUGUCAGGGCAUUUGUGCCGUCGCUCCUGCGGAAGCAGCCGCGACGUCGUCUGGUUUCCACCCGUGCGUUGUCCUUAUCGAUCAGCGGCCGCUUCUAGAGGGUUGGUCCCUAUGGGUGUCCCUGACGAAUGAGCUAUGUCACGCAGAACUCGCCAGUCUGUUGGAAACUUUUGUUCCAGCUGGGUGGCAGAUACAAAUUCUCGGAGCUAACAUUGAGGGAGGUAUGUUGCAAGUGCACAACGGCUUGGUGUUGACAGCCGAGUUCGUUCCCGUUACCUCCCCUGAAGAGACAGUGCACUCCCCUCAACUCACUGAGGGGUUAUCCGAGGCUGAUUCUGGCACCUCGCCACCUUCCGGAUCGUUUGGAGGAGGUCCUUCUCAGCCCGCACCAGCGAAUGGAGGUACUUCUGCUCCAGAUGGUCGUUCCGUUGCCAGGGACCGCAGCAGGUCCCGCACCCCACCUGCGCCCUCCUCUCGUGUGCUUCGUCUUCGAGCCGGUAUGGGUGCCUGUCUAUUGGGUCAGCCGUCGUGUCUCUCUGCCGUUGGCGCCAUAUGUGCUCUCCCUGUUUCGUCGGCGAGUGCGCUCUACGCCGAUCAUACGAGCCCUGACAUUGUGUCUGCAUGCGGGCUGUACGGGGCUUUGGCGGAUAUCUUGGUACAAGCCACGCGCAGAAACUUGUGUUGGUUGGGCCUCGCCCCUUGUCUUGUUCUUUUGCAUGGGAUCGGUACCUUUUGCCUUUUGUGGAUACGAUCCUGCAAGUUCCUUAGCGAGCCGCAGGGGCGCAACUGUUCUGAAAGAGCUCGCUUGGCCGUUUUGCGUUCCCUCACUGUCGAACUUGGGGGUCAAUGGAUGCCAAGGCUCCCUUUCUUCUUCGAUCUGCCUCCCGAUGUUGAGGCUGAGGCAGACGACUCCGAUUUCCCGCAGGAACAGGUUGUCCGUCGCAUCCCGUGUGCUAUACUGAAGCUGGACUACACUCCUGAACAUGUGGCAGUUGCUCUCCGGGUGCCUGCUACUCAGGAGGAACUCACGAGGGCGCUUGAAGUACGCCGGCACGCUCAGGUACAGUGCACUUUUCCUGCUCUUUUACCGGUGUUACCACAGCCUGUCCCGGGAUUCGCUGUUUUCAUCGCCUCCACUGCCUGGCACGGUUUCAGCGGGGUCUGUUUCGAUACCAGUCAGAUUGAUCACAGGGUCUUUCUGGUCUUUAUGCCGGAAUAUGUCACGCGGAGUCUGCUUAUCCGGUGUGCUGAUCUCCCUGCGGGGCUUGAUCUUGCUGUCAGAUUUGGCGUUGACAACAUCCCUUUGCCGGACGAUGUUGAGGUCCAUCUAUACCCGGGUGCAUUGAUACAGUUCAUUCCGACUCGGACUGUGCUGCAGGAGCUUCCCGGGCUUCCCACGCUUGGCCAGUCCCUUCUGCUUCCCGAUGCCUGGUCGCCGAAUGCUGCUUUUCCUGCCCCGGCUUUCGAUGGCGCGGUCGGCCUCCUUUUUCGGGGUAGUGCUCACCUUUUCAUCUCCGAGCCCGGGGAAGCGACACGUUACCGCCAACGCAUUGCU